Molecule: messenger RNA, 6179 nt
Organism: Centropristis striata (black sea bass)
Lineage: Eukaryota; Metazoa; Chordata; Actinopteri; Perciformes; Serranidae
Product: E3 ubiquitin-protein ligase RNF19A-like
Exons: 10
Coding region: 452-3025 (857 amino acids)
Biological process (GO): protein polyubiquitination; ubiquitin-dependent protein catabolic process; positive regulation of proteasomal ubiquitin-dependent protein catabolic process
Cellular component (GO): ubiquitin ligase complex; cytoplasm
Molecular function (GO): zinc ion binding; ubiquitin conjugating enzyme binding; ubiquitin protein ligase activity
Source: RefSeq, a predicted model, not a curated record
CACACGGACAUGGGAUAUAUUAGGACACUUGGUCUCACCAAUGGCUUCAGACAAUUCCUACAGUAAUUCACCAAAGUACACAGUAAUGUGUCAGUAAAGACAAAAAGUAGACUGCGACUGGUGAGAAAGGCCAGUAUCUGGGAAUUUCCUGAACAUCUCCAACAUCGGAUCAGAAAUACUUUUAAAGAGCCCCUGGCAGAAAUAGGUUGGUGUCCUACAUCUGAACAUCUACAUUUCAUCAUUGUGAUUCAAGCCGGGGACAGACCACACCGUAGACUUCCACACCUCCUAAAGCAGCUUCCAGCCACUAUGUCCUAGCUAACAGCGGCCUAACCCCCUCCCCCUGAUCACCCUGUCCCUCUCUCCAUCUUCCUCCCACUCCCAUUCCUUCAUCUCUUCUCCCGAUGUGGUGAUUUCUGGUCGCACCACCAGCGGCGCCCCUUCUGGCGUGAUGAGCAGCCUGCACCAGCAGCAUCAUGGCAGCACCGGGUCAGAGCGAGACCUUCAAUCUGCUGCCUCCUCUGUUAGCCUGCCUUCAGUUAGAAAGACCCCCAAGAAGCGACGCCUGUCCCUCCACUCGCUCUUCAGUCGUCGGCGCCGGCCCGACCGCGACCCCAAGCGCAAGUCGAGGCCUCUGCAGGCUGGAACUGGAGUGGACGGCGUUGUCAGCACGGAAAGCGUCCAGCCAGAGACUGUCAAUGAUAAAACCUCUGCCCACUCUGCACUGGCUGUAGCAUCAACUUCAUCACUGUCAGGUUCUUCUUCAGAGCUGCUGGAAUGCCCUCUGUGCCUACUGCGCCAUGCACGCGAUCGCUUCCCCGACAUCAUGACCUGCCACCACCGCUCCUGUGCAGACUGCCUGCGACAGUAUCUGCGCAUCGAGAUCUCAGAGUCUCGAGUCAACAUCUGCUGUCCCGAGUGCUCCGAGCGCUUCAAUCCCCACGACAUCCAGAUUAUCCUGGGGGACCGAGCCCUCAUGGAGAAGUACGAGGAGUUCAUGCUGAGGAGGUGGCUGGUGGCUGAACCUGACUGCCGCUGGUGCCCGGCCCCGGACUGUGGUUACGCAGUCAUUGCGUUUGGCUGUGCCAGCUGCCCAAAGAUCACCUGUGGGCGUGAGGGCUGUGGGACAGAGUUCUGCUACCACUGCAAACAGCUUUGGCAUCCCAACCAGACAUGUGACACCGCGCGGCAACAAAGAGCCCAAACUCUCCGGCUAAGAAGUUUCAGGUCCUCCUCCCUCAGCUACAGCCAAGAGAGCGGAGCUGCAGGUGAUGACAUCAAGCCGUGCCCUCGUUGUGCUGCGUACAUCAUCAAGAUGAAUGAUGGAAGCUGUAACCACAUGACCUGUGCUGUCUGCGGCUGCGAGUUUUGCUGGCUCUGCAUGAAGGAGAUCUCUGACCUGCACUAUUUAAGUCCAUCAGGCUGCACCUUCUGGGGGAAGAAGCCCUGGAGCAGAAAGAAGAAGAUCCUCUGGCAGCUCGGCACGUUGGUGGGCGCGCCCGUGGGAAUCGCCCUCAUAGCCGGCAUCGCCAUCCCUGCAAUGAUCAUUGGCAUCCCAGUGUAUGUGGGCAGAAAGAUCCAUAAUCGCUACGAGGGCAAAGACAUCUCUAAACACAAGAGGAACUUGGUAAUCGCUGGAGGUGUGACGCUGUCUGUGAUCGUGUCGCCUGUAGUUGCAGCAGUCACUGUCGGCAUCGGCGUCCCCAUCAUGCUGGCGUACGUCUACGGAGUUGUCCCGAUCUCACUGUGCCGGAGCGGCGGCUGUGGAGUGUCCGCUGGCAACGGCAAAGGGGUGCGGAUUGAGUUUGACGACGAAAAUGACAACAUAGGCAGUGGAGCAGCAGCCACAGACACAACCUCGGUGGCAGAGACUCGGCUCAACAAUCCGAGCCUCGGAGAUGGAGCGAGUGUCGGUGGCCUGACGGGCCUGAGCCUCAGUGUGAGCGGGAGCCACAUGGAGCGCUGUGGCAUGAGCUCCACCCAGCGGGACAACAUGAGCGACAACGCCAGCACAACGGCCCUGGCUGGGACCAGCAUCACCGGCAGCCUCUCUGGCAGCUGCUACAACAGGAUGGAAGUUCAGGCUGACGUCCAGAAGGAGCGUUGCAGUCUGAGCGGGGAGUCAGCUACUGUCAGUCUCGGGACAAUCAGCGACAACGCGAGCACAAAAGCCAUGGCAGGAUCGAUCCUCAAUGCCUAUAUGCCUCUGGAAAGAGACAAUAGUCUGGAAGUUCAGGCAGAUGUGGAGUCCAAACAGGAGAAGGUGAGGCACUGCAGCGCCAGCAGCAGCCUGGAUGAGGCCAGCUGCAGCAGCAGCACGGCCGGCCUUAAAGGUGCAACCGGUGGUACGUGCUCAUGCCCCUCCACCUGCUGCACGCAGCACGACAACCACUGCUGCCCCUCGUGGUCAAAGGAACCCUCCACUUCAGGGGGCAAGAAGAGCAGAGGAAAGCUUUGGAAAAGAGGGAGCAGCAGCAGCAGCAGCAAAGGAGACCCAAAAAUAAACGAGACACGAGGAGAUAUGGAUGCUCAGCUCCUGGAGCAGCGCAGCACCAACUCCUCCGAGUUCGAUUCGCCGUCCCUGAGCGGCAGCCUGCCCUCAGUGGCCGACUCGCACUGUAGCCACUUCUCAUCGGAGCUCAGCUGCUCAGACCCUGAAACCUCAAGACCGGCUCACCCGCCCUGCUCCGCCCCAACGGACCCCAACCUUCAUCAUCCCGCCAUCACCUUCAACGACGUCACCAUCACACCUAUGCCCGAGGUGGAGAACGACCGCCUCGAGCACUUUCCAUCUCAGAGUAGCCACGCAGCCUUCGCCCAUCGCCUGCUGACAUCAUCGCCACCUGCCUCACCAAAAGAGGGAAGCAGCACGUUUUUGUACAUCAGUGAGGAGAGCGGCGGCACCGUCGCCGUCGCGGACACGGAGCCAGAGGAGAAGGACGAGAGAAUACAAGAGAGCACCAAAAACACUGCCGCACAGCCUGUAAGCCCAACAAGGAAACGCUGUAUACAAACAGAUAUCUAAAGGAAGUCUCCUGAUCUUCCGGUGUUGGCUCAGCCUUACCACCUGAUUUUACUCUUAGGUGAAGCCCCAUGUGCAUCUUGGGAAGCUGAUGGUGGAGUUUAAGUCUAAUUAUAUUUUUACCUGGCAGGCAGGAAUUAUGUGAAUGUCUGUCUAUACAGUCACAGACAGGGUCGAAGUUGGAGAGAGAUUUAUGAAUAGAGGAGCACAGUGAAGUCAAACCAGAUUGGAGAGAUCUGUUUUUUAGUGACGGGACAGGCAGGUAAACCGGAGGCGAGCUGGAGCAGCAAGGCCCUCAGUAGGUGGAGUGGAAUGUAUGUGGACAGGUUGUAAAGUAGGUUUUCAGGGUGACAUGCAGAGUCUGACCCCUGAAUGAUGUUCUGAAUCCAAGCCUGAGGCAGAUUUACCGUUUUUCUCAGAGCAGAAAUGAUAAAGUUGGAUAUGAGCAAUUAUAAUGUCUGAUAUUCUUUACAAUAGUAAGUUGAGCUGCUAUUUUAAAGCCUGAACUUAUCCUCCCUCGUGACAUCUGCACAAAUCUGGUUUGCACGAAUCAGGGAUGGAUGCGUCAUCACUGUGGUCCACCACUGUGCCACCAGUUUAUUCUGUGACUUGUUAAAACGGCAUGAGUAACACCACAGCUAAAGGAUUGUUGAACCUGAGAGGGACCAGUCCGUACAGUAGCAGAUUUUAUUUUUCCAUAAUCGUCUAUAGGGAAAUUACUAUUGUUGCUUUUUGUUUAAAAUGUGACUCCUGUUUAUGUUUUUUCGUGCUUUGUCUUUGCUUAUUUUUAUUUUCCAUUUUGGGAAAGUUGGUGUUAAUGUUGAAGCCCCGUGUUGGGUCCAAACUUUAUUGUGUAGUUGGGUGGGAAUUGUGUUGACGACGAGUCAAAACGUAGUCCUUUUUAAAAAAACAAAAAAAAUAUAUUGUUGAUAUAAGACAGUUGCCGUCAUGAUGCCUCUGUCUGCACUGGUAAAAUAAUAGUUUGUUUGGUUGCACUGUGCAAAUGUAACCAAGUCUUCACUGCAAUAUUGAAUAUUGAGGGGUAUAUUAAAAGGAUCAUUUGGACUUUUGAAGUGGGGUUGUUGGGGUGGACGUACUUAGCCAUAGUCAGUGUAUUACUACAGCAGGUGGCGAUCAAAACGCUCCCAGUUUGGAGAAGCAGGCAGAACUACCAGCACAGAAGCUAAGCAAUAUACUGCUUUGGGCCGGGGCUGCAGCAAAAUGUGUUUCAGCCACAUAAACAGUCAGUUUUAGUUUAUGUGGGGGGAGCUGAGGCCGUUAUCGAUGCUCUCUUCAAAGCCACCAAACACCUCGCAGAACACAGGAGCUGCUGCCUUGAUUGUUUAGUUUGUUUGUGUUAUUAUGUGUUUCAGUGUUUAAUAGAGUUAGUUGUAUUCUCCAAAGUCGCACAAAUAACCAAAACAAACUAACCAGUUGAGGCAGCAGUAGACCAGUGACUCCUGUGUUAUGGGAGGUAAAAAUCACUGUUUUUGUCAAAGGAGUCUGGUGCCUUUGAAUAGAGAAUCAGUAACUGCUUAAUUUCCCCCCGCGUAAACUGAAACGGGGCUCAAGAUAAUACACUGACAUACAGUCAUGGAAAAAAUUAUUAGACCACUGUUUUCUUCAAUUUCUUGUUAAUUUUAAUGCCUGGUACAACUAAAGGUACAUUUGUUUGGACAAAUAGAAUAAUAACAACAAAAAUUGCUCAUAAGAGUUUAAUUUAAGAACUGAUAUCUAGACAUUGUCCACAGAAAAUCAUGGAAAAUGGCUAGAUAUCAGCUCUUAAAUUAAACUCUUAUGCACUAUUUUUGUUGUUAGAAUUUUGUCCAAGAAAAUGUAUCUUUAGUUGUACCAGGCAUUAAAAUGAACAAGAAAUUAGAGAAAACAAAGGUGGUCUUAUCAUUUUUUCCAUGACUGUAUGCCACCCUACUUCAAAAAAAAUGUUAACUAUUCCUUUAAAGAAAGGACAUUUUAAGUUUAAAUAUGAAACUGUAGCAUUUCUUACACCGUUGUAGGGGUUGUGUUACUGUUCAGUCACUCAACAAAGCAACAUAUUUGCAAUAAAGAAAUUAAGCUUUAAAAUAAUUAUUCAACACAAACGUGUCCAGUCAAGAGGUCACAUCGACUUUAUAGCAAAACUCUGAUAUAGUCAAAGGUGCAAUGGGAAACUUCUCGUAUAUUUAAGCACAUCUGUCAGUGAUGUAAUAUUCAGUAGUGAAUGUAUGAUGGUAAUAUGGUUACUUUGAUCCUCCCUCAGUAAUAUCCAAAUCAAAAUAUAAUUUUUGAUUCAGAGCUUUGGGUGUAUUUUAACUACAAUGUGUUUUAAGUUCUUAAAUCCUUGCAAAUGAUUAAUGCAAAUAAUUUUAUAUUUUUGGACCCACUGUGCCUUUUUGGGGGAAAAAAAUCUUUGUAUAGUAUUUUUAUUUUCCUUUUAUUUCCUCAUUCUGUAUGUCUUCAAAUGAUAAACAUAAAAAUCAUGAGAGAAUGAGUUAUAUUUGCCUCAUAAAAUGCUUGAAAUGCAUGAUACUAAAUGCUCCCCCGUCCCAUCAGUGCUAAUGCUAGCUUUCAAACUAGCAUGUUUAUCCCACCAAAGACUCAGGUCGCCACAUGUAACUGGAUUUUGAGGCGGUAGUUUUAAAAUCUCAAGACCAAAAUAUUUAUUUUGGGUCAUUUUUAGGAAUAAUAUUUUGAAAAUGUUUCCCUAAAGUAGCCAAAGUCAGUUCACUUGUGUCGUUAGGUGGCUCCUGUUGGCAAUAAAAACCCUGUUUAUCCAAAGCAAUCGGCAUUUUGAGAAUCAGACGUUGGGUUCAGCAGCUGCUGCAAGUUUUCAGACCACAGAUUACUUUGCUGUGAUGUCAACCCGCCGGGCUCAGCAGGAGCUGUGUGGGAGAAACGAGUCGGUCAUCAGAAGAGUUUUGGUGCACCUCAAACGCCUCCAGCUGCAGGAUGUUCCCACCCUGUUAAUGUUCCUUCUGUUAAAAAUGCCUGUUAAGUUCCUGUGAGUUUUAUAUUAUUAUUUGAAGACGAGCGCCAGGUCUAUUUUCUAACUUGGUCAAAAGAAGCUCAUGCUAUUUGGAAAAAGUAUAUAUUCCCGAAUGAUUUGCUUUAUAAUGUGCAUGUAAAUGCAUAUCCUUCAACAAUAAACUUCUCAAUCAAG